AUGUUACCCUUAGCUGAAACACAUCAACAUAAUGUACCUCUCUGUAUGAACAAAACUCCACCCACUUCUGAAGUUACAAAGACGGCUUUUACUAUUUUAUCAUUAAUACAUUUAGAGCAUGUUUUAAACAAUCUCGUACUUAUGCCAAAAAUGUAUUUUGGCCCUGGAAUUGUAACAAAAGAAAA
Racocetra persica is the source of this 185-nucleotide messenger RNA. NCBI's taxonomy places the organism in Eukaryota, Fungi, Glomeromycota, Glomeromycetes, Diversisporales, Gigasporaceae. The record is from the annotation of a GenBank genome assembly.